Paramecium octaurelia is the source of this 1214-nucleotide messenger RNA. The record is from the annotation of a GenBank genome assembly. NCBI's taxonomy places the organism in Eukaryota, Ciliophora, Oligohymenophorea, Peniculida, Parameciidae.
AUGAUAAUUUAUAUAUUAUUUUAAUUAGUCUCAACCUUUGAUCUUCCCAAAGAUACAUACCCACUUAGACAAAAUGAAUAAACUUUGAAAUAUUACAUUAUUAUAAACAAGGAAGAAUACACCAUAGAUUUAAAUAAUGAGUUUAGUGUUACUGAUAUUAAUGGAAUCAAUCAAGAAUGCAAUGUUAAUUAUAAAUGUCAAUAUUGCGAUCAAUUCUGUCGAUAUACAUUUAUAGAUUGGUUGGACAUGGAGUAAAAUGGAACUCUUUAAGAAUCAGUGAUAGAGAUUGAAAAUAUUAAAGGAGAUAAAUAACUCGAAGAAUUUAUAGCUCUACAUUCCAUUAAAACUAAUUAAAUUGGAUUUGGAAUGAGAAGACUAUGUACCGAUUUAAUUAUAUAAGACAGAAAAUCAUUAGAAUUUUACUUUUCCAUAAAAUACCUUAGUAUCAAAUGUAGUUUCAUUGUGCUUCUCAUCUCUAGGCUUCAUUCAUAAAUCAAAAUAGAAUAAUCAGUAAAACGCUAUAACAAUACCUUAUUUCUAACAUGAGAAUGUUUAUUCUUUUAAAUUUAAACACCUGUAGAUAGGCUUAAAUGCAAAUAUCAAUAUUGAAAAUGUGACCAUUUAGGUUGAUUCUCUAAAUCCAUUUACAGAAUUACCCUAAGGUAUCUUCAAGUAUUAAAAUCAUUAAUAAUAGUGAAUUAGCAAAUUAUUACAAGUAGUUUGGAUUCAGCAUUGUGAAUCAUGGAUAUUUAAGUCUACAUGAGAAAAAAUUUAUACUAUAAGAAAUAUCAGCAAUUAGAUUAUAUAUAAAUGAAACCUUUUAUUUAGAGUAUUAACCAUAUUAAUUUUUGUACUAUUCAGGAGAUUACAUAUAACUCCCUUUUAAGCAAUCGAAGUAUGAAAUUUAACUUAUUUAUAGGAAGAAAUCUCUCAUAUUAGGUGUAACCUUUUUACAUAAUUUAUACUUAACAAUAAAUUAAAAUGAACAGAGUUUUUCAUUUUCAUAGAUUGAUUGUUAAAGCUAUUUAGUACAAAAUAACAGUAUCUUCACUUUAAAUUCCGUAAUGAUAACAUUUGGUGCUCUGUUAUUAAUUGCAAUUUUAUUUAAAUUAUGCAAAAAGUCUAAACCAUAUAAUAUUAUCAAUCAAAACUAAGAAGUUGAAUUGUAAAAUUCUACAGUUGAUAGAGAAAAAGAAGAAGAAUAACAAAUAUGA